AUAUUUCUGAGGUCAGACCGUAUAUUUUAAGUCCUUAACUCCGCGGUCACACUGCUAAAGAACAAUAAAUCCGUUUGUUGCACAAAAAAUAAAUUUAAAUAAAAUUUAAUCGCAAUUGAUAAUAAAGUACUGUGCUAACACAUACCAAGUGCUUGUGCGUGUGCGGUGGCCGUCGGUGGAAAAACAUUGUUAAUUGGAGCAACGAAGUAGAAGCGUGUAAAGAGUUGCGGAAUUAUCGUCGUGGUCGUGUCAUUAGAAAAAGAAGAGAGCCAGCGAACGAGAGAGCCGCCGCGACACCAGCCAGCAGCCACCAGGCCAUCUCAGUGCCGCAUUUGGCCGCCCGCACGCAUAAAAUAUGAUCAAAUUGCUACGAAAUUGAUUUCAAUUGGCGACUCAACAAAAGCAAACCGAAUCUUCAAUGUUUGACGCCUGCAGCGAAUCUUGAGACUCAUUUCACCCCUCCAAAACGAACAAGCAACGGAGCAAGCCAAGUACUUGAGGUUCCCAAAGAAUGGCGCAGACAACACAGCCGCAGCAGGCAGCGGCACCGCCAUCAUCGGUCGGAGCUGGCACUGCGGCACCCGCAGCAGCCGGAGCAGCAGCAGCACAGCCGCAGCCACCGCCAGUUGCUGCAACCACACCCGUGUCGAAUCCAUCCACGCCGCAGCCUCCUAGCAGCAACAAUAACAACAACAACAAUAAUAGUGUGGUGUCUCCCGCCGGAAACAACAAUAAUAACGUGAUGGCGGCACCCGUCCAGGCCUUCACACCCACCGGACAGCCGAUAUACAACCAAGUUUACAUGCCCGCCCAUGGAGGACAUCCGCAUGCGGGCGGCCACUAUGCUCCAGCCAUGCUCCAGGCACCCAUUCCGAGCAACGUCUAUGUGAACAAUGUCACUGCCAAUGUGAAUCUGCAUGGCUGGUCGCACUCGGUUCCCGCCUACAUACCCGGAGGAGGACAGGCCCACUACAUGGCCCACGGGGACAUGCCCCAGGACCAGCAGGGUAAUCCGCUGAUGCAGCAACUGCAGCCAUUGCCUAUUAAUUUGGCUGCCCAGGGAGUCAGUCCCAAUCCGCAUAAUCCUGGCAUGGGUGGCCGUGGACGUGCACGUGGGCGCGCCCGUGGCGGAGGUGGGCUGAGACGCAAUGACUACCACGGACCACGUCACCUGCAACAACAACAACAGCAGCAGCAGCAGCAGCAACAACAGCUGAUUUCUCUGCCCCCACAGCAACAACUGCAGCCGGACGGCGGCGGCGCCGGGACGCCCAACAUGCAGCUCCAGCCGGACCAUCAGCUGGUUGCCGGACCGCCCGAAGGUCAAAUGCAGCCCGUUCCCUACUACGCGCCCCAUCACUACACCUACGGGCCGUAUCCCGCUACCUAUUUUGCACCGCAGCAUGCGGCCCUGCAGGGUCCGCCCAACGCGGCAGCAGCAGCGGCUGCCCAGCAGGCCACCGGCCCUCCGCUUUACAUGCCGAUGAUGUACAAUCCGGCCGCCAUGUACAACUGCAUGGGAGGCUACGUCUACCAGCAUCUCAUCCCACAACAGGAGUACCAAUACGUGCCCGAGGAUGGCAGCCAGGCGGGCGGCAUAGAUGAGCGUGGCCAGCAGCCGGAUGGAGGCAUGCCACAGAUCUGGCAUGCCGGCCCCAUGUACGCGGAGGAGUACGCCGACGUGCUUCAGCAACAGCAACAACAGCAGCAGCAGCAGCAGGUCUCGCAUCCGAAUGGGGCCCCUGCUCUCGGGGAUGAGCUCAACCACAACAGCUUCUCGCUGCCCUCCUCGGAAACGGGCAGCAUGCUGAGCCCCAGCUGUUCCGUCUACGAGGCGUCGAUCCAUGAGAUGCAGCACCAAAUGAGCGUCAUGCAAAUCUACGACGAUGGACAGAUGGCCUCCCUGCAGACCAUUCACCCGGGAGCUGGUCCAGCCCAACAGUACGUGGAUGAGCUAUCUGAAUGCGGUGUUGCACCGCCUGGAGCCAUUCCAGUGGAAUGGCCAGCCCCAAUACCAAUAGCCGGACCAGCAGCCAUGUUGCCUCCACCGCCACAGUGGCAGGCAGGGCAGGAAUGGCAGCAACCGCCAACAGUGGCCAUCGAACAGCAGCCACAGCAAAUGAUUCAGGCGCAGCCAUCGCAAGCCCCCACACCGACACCACAGCAACAGCAGCCGCCGCCGCCGGCGCAUCAGGAUCAGCUGGUCGUGGAGAAGAAUUUGAUGAACAAUAAUAAUGAAGUUCCUUUGGAGAAUGUUUUGAGCAAUGAAAAACAGCAGCAGAUCGAAAUUGAGUAUCAGCAGCAGCAGCAGCAGCAGCAGCAGCAGCAACAACAACAACAACAACAACAACAACAACAACAACAACAGCAGCAACAACAACAACAGCAGCAGCAGCAGCAGGCACAUCCUCCUCCGCCGCAGCAACAGUUGCCACAGCAAAUUGAGAAGCAGGCAACGAAAGUUGCUGCCCAUCUGGUGGUGGCAACAGUGGCACCUCAACAGCAACAGCAGCAGCAGCAGGCGGCACCGCAGCACCAUCAACAGCAACAGACAUCGCCAGUGGUGAUGCCACAGCAGCAACAGCCCCAACAGCAGCAGCAGCAACUACCCCAGCAGCAACAGACCAGCUACCAGGAUAUGCAACAUCAGGCACAGCAACAUCAGCCACAGCCACAUCAACAUCAGCCACAGCAACAUCAUCAGCAACAUAUGCAGCAACAGGCGCCACAGCAGCAAGUGCGAAAGCCGCCCCAGCAAUACAAUCAAGCGCAGCAGCAUCAGGUGCGUCGCAAGUACUCGUCGGAGUACAAUCAUCAUCACCAAGGAGCAGGUGUCAGCAGCAGCAGCGAGACGGGGAUACAGACCACAAAGACUAAGUCCUGGACAAACUCCGCGCAGCACAAAAAGUCCACGCAGUCCGUUUCGGUGACGGCAUCGCCCAACAAUGUGAACAAUGGUCCAGGAGGAGCGGCAACAGCAGGCGGCAGUGGCAGUGGCGGCUUCAGCAAACCCGGCGGCUACAGUCAUACCACAAAGACGUACACCAAUCAGCAGCAUUACCAGCAGCAGCACUAUCAGAAUAAUUAUACCAACAACAGCAGCACCAGCAGCAAUAGCAGCAGCAGCGGCGGCCCGCAGCAGCCGCAAGUUCGUACCUAUGGAACGAUGAAGGUGCCUUCGUCGCCGGUGGCAAGCAAUGCCCCACUGCUAGAGCGGAAGAACAGUCAGCAAGGAGGAGCCACAGGAGCAGCAGCAGCAGUACCAGCGGCAGCAACAGCAGCAGCAGCAACAGCAGCAGCAACAACUACCUCAACGGCGAGCAUAACAGCGACGCCGAGCCAUUUCCAGCAGCAGGAGACGAGCAAUGCGACGGCAGCAGCUCCUCAGCAGCAACAACAGCAGCAGCAAUCACAUUACCACCAGCAGCAGCAGCAACAGCAGCAGCCACAACCUCCCACACAGCCAGCGGCAACCACCAAGACCUACAGCAGCUAUGCGGCCAAGCGGCAGCAUACUGUCUACGAGCAGCCAGCGCUAAGCACCGUGGUAUCCUCAUCCGCAUCCUCCUCUUCCGCCAAUCCGCAGCCGCCACUUAAUCUGGCACCGCCCGCACCGCCUGCUUCGCAGAGCAACCAAAACAGUGCCGAGAGCUCGCAGCCGUCGUGGGCGAGUCUGUUUGCCAACAAGAAGCCAGUGGCCAAGGUGGCACCUUACGAGGCCAACAAACCAUCACCGGCAACGGCUCCUUUGCAACCGCUUCAGCCAGUGCUGCAGUUGGCACCGCCGCAGCCACAGUUACAGGUUCAACCACAGCCGCAGGCCACUGUGGUAGUUGCAGCAGUACCACAGCCUCAGGCUCAACCUCAGCUGCAGCCGCAGGUACAGCCACAGGUACAGCCACAGGUGCAGCCUCAGACACAGCCACAGCCUCAACCUCAACCUCAACCUCAGCCACAACCACAACCACAGCUGAAGCCCCAGCCUCAACCACAGUUGAAGUUCCAACCACAACUGCAGCCACAGCCAAAACUGCAGCCACUUUUGCCCGCGCCGACAGCCCACCAGCAACUGCAACUCCCAGCACCCGUGCCUGCGCCCAUCACGCCUUUGAUAACACCCGGGACGCUCUCGUAUUCGGCUGCCUCUGCACAAGCGAUGCCAGCGCCCAGUCCCUCGGCAUCGAUCAAGCCACUGAAGCCAGAGCCUGCUGCGCGUCCGGCGGCCCAGCUCGAUGAGUGGACCAACAAAUACGCAGAUUUCUUGACACGUCAUAAGACCAAUUUGACGCCCAUUAGCCUGCGUCCCAGGGGCCUGACCAAUCGCUCAAACUAUUGCUACAUUAACUCCAUACUCCAGGCGCUGCUGGGCUGCUCGCCGUUCUACAAUCUGCUGCGAUCGAUACCCAAACAGGCGGCGGUCCUGAGUGACGUGAAGACGCCCACAGUGAAUGCCAUGAUGUCUUUUAUGACCAACUUUUCAUCGCUGCCCAGUGGCCUGCGUCUGCGUUUGAACACCCUCAAUAAGGCGGCCCAAAACAAGGGCAAAGAUGAAUUUGCCGGCACGGAUCUGCAAUGCGAUAUUGCCUUUGAGCCCACGGAUAUCUACAAGCUGUGGAACGAUAGCCGCGAAGAGCAUGUCGAGGGUCGCCAGGAGGAUGCCGAGGAGUUUUUAGGCUAUGUUUUGAAUAAACUCAAUGAUGAGAUGUUGGAGGUAAUAAAACUAAUUGCCAAACCAGUGCCUCAACAGAAUGGCCAAGAGCAGCCGGAGUCGGAAGAUGGUGGCGAGGUCUGGCAGAAGAUCUGCAACAAUCGCAACAAGGGCAGUGUCACUCGCCAAACAGAUUUUGGACGCACACCCAUCAGCGACAUCUUUCGCGGAGAAUUGCGCUCCCGUUUGCAGCGCGAGGGAGAACACUCCACGGAUGUGAUUCAGCCGUUCUUUACUCUACAAUUGAACAUUGAAAAAGCCGCUUCUGUCAAGGAAGCUCUAGAGAUCCUGGUGGGUCGUGAUCAAAUAGAGGGCGUCACUGGCAGCAAGACCAAACAGGAGGUAGUGGCCUGGAAGCAAAUGACCCUCGAAAAGCUGCCAGUUGUACUGAUAUUGCAUUUAAAGUACUUCGAUUACCGAUCCGAUGGCUGCACAAAGAUCCUAAAGAAAGUCGAGUUCCCCGCCGAACUGAAGAUCGAUGCCAAGAUACUUGGCUCAAAGAAGACCUCACAGAAGCAGCGUGCCUACCGCUUGUUUGCUGUUGUCUAUCACGACGGGAAAGAGGCCUCCAAGGGGCACUACAUUACGGAUGUGUUCCACACGGGGUACAAUAAUUGGCUGCGCUAUGACGACAGCUCGGUGAAACCGAUUAGCGAGAAGCAAGUGCUGCAGCCGCAUGCGCCGCGGGUGCCUUACCUACUCUACUAUCGUCGCUCAGAUACGAUACAGCAUGCCACACAGCCGCACCAGCAGGCAAAUGGGGGAGCUGCAUCGGGAGGCGUUGUGGGAGGAUCAACAGCCAAUUCGGACGCCAAUAAGUGAAAGAAAAAUUGUAAAAUAUAUCAGUUGUACCGAUAACUAUAAGUGUUAGGCGAUAUAGAGUGAGCGAAAGUGAGAGAGAGAGAGAGAGCGAGCGAGUGAGUGAGUGAGUGAGUGAAAGAGUUUGGUUUUUAGAUGCAUAUACAUAUACAAAUAACAUAGCGAUUAAGAUAUAUUCAAGCCGUAUAUUAAGCCAAAAGUCCAAAGCGCAUGUGUGCGAAGAGAAGUGUGUGAGUGAAGCAAGGAACUAUAGCUCUAAGCUUAAGAAUUUAGCGAUUAAGAUGACUUCUUGAAACGAAUUCGUUGUACAAAGAGUAGCGAGACAGAGUAGAAAGAGAAAGAAAAGAACUCGUAGCAAGUGAGAACGAACACUCGUACAAAGAGUAGCAAGAGAGAAACGAACACUCGAUAAACUGAACAGCGAGAGAAAAAAUAUCAUCUAUAACUUAGUUCUAAAGAAUAACUAGUUCCCCCCACUUUCCCCUAUUUCUUAAACCAUUUCUCCACGGCACAAAACAAAAAACUACUCUAGCCAUUAUCGUUAGUCAGUGUAUAGCCCCCUCCACCCUAGAAUUCUUUGAUUUAUGACAAAACAUUUAGAGCUGUAAAUAUUAUACGAUUUAACUAUAUAUUGUACUGCAGUUUUUCGUGUGUGGCAUGCAGCAUGUGCAUUUAGACGCCCAACAAUAUAUAUGGAAUGCUUUGAAUAUGCUUUAAAAAGAAUAUAUAGAAACCAGAAGACUCUCUUCCAAUUGAGAGCAACAACCAGAUCAUAGAACCUACAACAAACACGUUCAUCUUGUAAUUUAUUAUAUUAUGUUGUUUAGUUUUACUUAGAAAUCCUUUUAAGGACAGGCAUAUAUGAUAUAUUAUAUCUAUAUAUAUAUAUACACAAAUUGUUAUGCAUAGUUAGUCAAACGUCCAACGCGACAGAUGGGAUACAUGAUUCAUAAUACAGAUUUGGAUUCGUUGUGUUUGCGCCUUUAUGAUAUUCGAACACCACAUUUUGCUUAGGUCUAGGGUCGCAUAUGUAGCAUACUUUAUACAUAGGUUUAUAUAACACCAUAGAGAAUUGUUUGUGGGGAUUGAAAGCAAAGAAAAUCAGAACUAACAAAACAAAACACUAAUCAAUCAUUUACAUAUAUAUUUUCAUAGGCUAUAUAACACCGUAUAUAUUAUUUAUAAAUAUCGUGCCAAUGUUUAAAAAAACAUCUAAAAAAAGAAACAAAAUUUGUAAAACUUGUCAAUGCUUUGUAAAGUCAUUCGGCUAAACGAUAAGGAAUAUAUGAUUAUUAAUCGAUAUAUAUAUAUAUAGAUCAUCAUCAUCGAUAUAUGUGCUGAUACCAGACAAGUGCUGACAUUUAAAUGGAUGUAUGAACUAUUCAUGGAUCCAUAUGAUUGUCACGACUUUUGAAAUACACUACAAUAUAUUCUUAAGAUAGGAGAUCAUUGACACAUACACACACACACACACACACACACAAACGCAGAUAUGACGUACUAAUAUAACCAAUAUAAAUCCAUAUAUAAUAUAUAUAUUUUGAUGUUAUACAUACACACACAAACACACACACACACAUAUGAAUUAAUUGUAAGCCCAAAAUUAUAGAAAAGCAUUUUUUUUUUAUAGAAAUUUGUACGCGUCGUCUAAGCGUUCAGCUAGCUAAAAAAUAGGUUCCUAAAAUUAUACAAAAAAAAACCAGAUAAAAACAACAAAAAAAAAAUACCACAAAACAUAAGGGAAAAUACCACAAAAAACAAAAGGAAAAUGUUAGAAUCGUAAAUGGAAACCAAUAAGCAAAACCGUAAUAUUUAUAAUAUAAUGGAUAAAUUGUAAUCUAAAGCCAAGCUAAAAAAAAAA
This is a messenger RNA of Drosophila pseudoobscura, 7388 nucleotides long. RefSeq names its product ubiquitin specific protease 10 (gene Usp10). NCBI's taxonomy places the organism in Eukaryota, Metazoa, Arthropoda, Insecta, Diptera, Drosophilidae. Gene Ontology annotation, molecular function: cysteine-type deubiquitinase activity. Bases 512 to 5530 code for a protein of 1672 amino acids. Gene Ontology annotation, biological process: regulation of autophagy; DNA damage response, signal transduction by p53 class mediator; protein deubiquitination. The record is from RefSeq and is a predicted model, not a curated record. Gene Ontology annotation, cellular component: cytosol; nucleus. The transcript has 11 exons.